This is a messenger RNA of Gigantopelta aegis, 2153 nucleotides long. Its product is annotated as myo-inositol 2-dehydrogenase-like. The record is from RefSeq and is a predicted model, not a curated record. Gene Ontology annotation, molecular function: nucleotide binding; oxidoreductase activity. Bases 282 to 1382 code for a protein of 366 amino acids. Lineage: Eukaryota; Metazoa; Mollusca; Gastropoda; Neomphalida; Peltospiridae. Gene Ontology annotation, biological process: NADPH regeneration. Gene Ontology annotation, cellular component: cytoplasm. The transcript has 8 exons.
AUGCAAAGACGCACGCAUUUUCACGUUCCCAUUACUUGAAACUUGAAUUUAUAGAUUUAAACAAAUAUAUUUUUUAUUUCGAUAGCUCUAACAAUACGUCCACCAUUAUCCGCAUCCAUGUGCAAACGUAUACGUACGCGGAGGCCAAACAAAACCAUUGACCUGAACAGCACUGACAAAUCCAAUCCAGUGGCUUAUUCAUAUGUAUGUGACGCUAUUUUAAUGGACAACACGCGGCUGAAGUGCUGACAGUUACAUCUACACACGUUUCGAGGAUCAAGAUGGAUAUGGCGACAGCUCGCGCUACGAAGAUACUUCCAGAGCAGGUUGCUGCUGAAUCGGGUGUAACUGGAGUUGGCAGACGGCUCAAUGUGGGUGUCAUGGGGGCUGGUCGCAUAGCAACGUUGGUGCAUCUCGGGAAUAUAAUCGGUCAUCGCAGACUAAAUUUGAAAUGGAUCACAGAGGACGAUCCACAACGAGUUCCGGUUGUAAAGGAUUUGUUUGGUCUUCAAAACACGCCCUUCUUCACGUCAAGUGAUUUGCCGGAACUUCUGUCCAGCAAAGAUCUGGACGCUGUGUUUAUAUUCACGCCGACAGGAACUCACUGCAGUCUUGUGUGUCAAAGCUUAAGCAAAGGUAAAGCAGUGUUUGUUGAGAAACCCGCCGGGGUGAAUCUCGAGGAAAUACGAAGUUGCUACGAACAUUCGGAAAAGUUCGGAAAACCUCUUAUUACGGGAUUCAACAAACGGUUUGACAGUCCUUACCAAAACGUGGUAUCAGCGGUCCACAAUAACGAGGUUGGAGAUAUUCAGAUGAUACGUUUAACAUCAAGAGACUCUCCUAAACCAUCGUACGACUUUCUGGCCUCUAUAGACACGACCGGGUGCGGAAUUCUGACUGACGUGACCGUACACGAUAUUGACAUGAUGGUUUGGAUCACGAAAGCGGAAAGACCGGAGAGCAUAUACGUGAUAACCCACGCCCACGACAAGAAAAUGGCGGAGUUUGGUGAGGCCGACACGAUGGUGGCAGUCGUCAAAUAUAAGUGCGGCAUCAUUGUCACUCUCGACACCAGCCGCUAUGCCGCUUACGGAUACGACAUGAGGAUGGAGGUAUUUGGAUCUGACGGACUGGCUGCAGUGAACAAUCCACACGUUUCGCCUCACGUGAUUGCCGGGGUAGGCGGAGAAACGCUGACCAGACUGAACGAAUCCUUCCCUCAGAGAUUCCGAGAGUCGUACGCCAAUGAGAUGGACCAUUUCAUCGACUGUGUUAAUGGCAAAGCAAAACCACUGAUUACCAAGGAAGAAAGCGUAAUGACCGCCGAGAUUAUUGAAAAAGGAUUGGAAUCGUUUCGUCUAAAGAGACCAGUCUAUUUUUAACCACCUAAACUCAACUAGGGAAGACUGUAAAAUGAAUCAACCAAUUAGCGUUCGUGUCUUAGACUGAGAUUACAACCAAUCAGGCGUUAGAAAUCAACCUAUCAGCGUUUGAAUCUCAGACUAAUAUUUUCAUCCAUGUUUUGACUAGCUUCAGCAUUAUAUGUAAAUGCAUCAUGCACCAGCCUUUAUUUUAGUAGCCAAUGGUUUUUUAAAAACACUCAGAAUAAUAUAGGCACGCAAAUUUAUUUCUUAUAACUACAGUAUUUUAAAGACAAAUGCAAGAUAUUUUAAAGAGUGAUUGUCUUCAUUUUAAAAAAUCUUGACAGAAUAAUUCGAAAAAAAAUGUGUUUUUGUUUUAUGAACUGAUUUCUGUCGAACCGUUUUGAGAAAAUGUCCCAAUGUCUCUUGUAUUUUUUUCUUUAUUUUCUUUAUUUAUUUGUGUGUGUGUGUGUGUGUGUGUGUGUGUGUGUGUGUGUGUGUGUGUGUGUGUGUGUGUGUGUGUGUGUGUGUGUGUGUGUGUGUGUGUGUGUGUGUGUGUGUGUCAUUCUAGUGGGGGGGUAAUGAGAUUUUACGUAUCAACCCCAGAAAAAACAUUGUUAGAUAAUAAUACUGGUCUUGUAUGUAUCAGUGUUUCGAGCUGUGGGUUUUUGCUGUUUUCGUCAGUAUUUUUGUUUUUGUUUUUGUUUCUUGUUUGUUUUGAUUUUUGUUAAACACUAAUUAGAUUUGGCGAUUUUGAGCAUAUCUGUCCCAAAAAAACCCCACACUAAGGUA